UCAGACCACAGAAGAGCAGACACAGGCAGAGGGCUGGGAGACAAUUUUUUACUCUUCACCGACUUCUCUUCUCACAACAUGGACUCAUCAAACAGAAGAAUUGUCAUUUUGGGAAAAACAGGAACAGGGAAGAGCAGCCUGGCAAACACCAUAUUUGGUGAGGAACUGUUCAAGAUUGACCAUUCUUCAAAAUCUGGAACAAGUGAAUGUAGGGCAAAAACCAAGUCUGUAAAUGGAAGAAGCAUCACUCUGAUCGACACUCCUGGUUUCUUUGACACCAACAAGUCUGAAGAUGAACGGAGGCGUGAGAUAGUGAGGAGCAUUGUUGAGUGUGCUCCUGGGCCUCAUGCUUUUCUCAUUCUUCUUAAAAAGGAGAAAUACUCAGAGCAAGAGCAGAGUGUCAUCGACCAAAUGCAAGAAUACUUCACUGAAGAAGUCUACAGGUAUGCGACAGUUGUCUUCACUCAUGGUGAUGAGCUGCAAGAGGGACAGACAAUUAAAGAUUAUGUCAGUGAGGAUGAAAAGCUGAUUGAUUUGGUCAGGAAGUGUGGAAGGCGCUGCCAUGUCAUUGAUAACAAAUAUUGGAAAGACAAGCCAAAGGAUGAUUACAGGAGCAACCAGUUCCAAGUGGAAGAGAUACUAAAGACAAUAGACAACAUGGUGACUGAAAACAAUGGAGAUUACUACACCAAUGAGCUGCUACAAGUGGUGGAGGAAAACAUUCAACAUGAGAUAGAAACCAUAAGACCAUUAUCAGAAAACAUGUUGGAUGAGGAGAUCAGAGAAAGAGCUAAAAAGAACAUUUUUGAGAAGCUAUUGAAUCUGCUGGUAGGCACAGGAACAGGCAUACUGUUAGGAGCUUUGUUUGGUGUAUUUAUAAUGACAAAAGUAGUUCUUAAAUCAUUAAAGACUUUUAAAAAGGCUGCAAAAUCACUAGUAGGAAUUGCAGUUUUAGCAGGAGCAAAAGCAGGAGCAGGAGAAACAAAAGAGCCAGCAGCAGGAAAUACAGGAAAUAUUGGAAAAUCAAUUAAGAAGGGAGUAUCAAGUGCUGCAGGAUUAUCAGUCAAAGCUUUAGCGGCAUCUGCUGCAGUGGGAGCAGUGGCCGGAGGUGUUACAGGAUGUCUUGCAGCUCCGGGAGCCAAAACACCACAGGAAGCAGCAAAGGCAGCAGCAGAUGAUGUCUACAAAGGAGCCAAGUAUAUCCAAGAUAAAAUAGAUGAAUUUUUAGACAAAGACUAAAACAGACACUGCAAAACAAAGCAAUGAUCUUUGAUGCAUGAACAGGGACUGAGAAGAGCAAAUAAAAGUGACACCUUGUUUUUUAAAUAAUUCUAAAAGUUUUUAUCUCUAUGAAGAAGCUAAUUCAGAUGGACACGUGUGCAUCUGAUGUGGAAACUGAUAGUUCCAGGGAGUUUAAGUUUAGAGAACAACUUGCCAGAUGCAUUUUGACCUGUAGUCUUUAUCAAGGUCCCCAAGAAACACAAUGGAAAUAUAUUCUACUACAAGGACAUACAUAUCUGCAAUAAAUAAUUAUGCCUCUUUCUUUGUUAGUCUUUUGCCUAUUUUGGCUGAGACAUGAGUGUGACUUGUGGUGAGAUCAGCAAGCCUUCCAUUCCCUACAUUCUCAGUGAGAAUGACUUGUAAACAUGCACACCAAAAUGAAAAUCAAGCCAUGACGCUGCUGUCACACAACAAACAUGCAUCCAAUCUGAAAAGGAAACAAGAUGAUUAUUAUAAUGUGCAUCAGAGCCAAACUUACAAGAUCAGAAUGUCAUUUUUGAUUUAGAUUUUCAGGGCUCUAAAUAAUGUGUCCAGUGCGGUUGAUGUGGAUGGAGUUCAUUUUAUUUAAGUCAUUUUUAGCAUUUUUUUUUAAGUCAGCCAACUGAUGAGAUUUUUAGCACUUAUCCAUUUUAAAAAUGCACAGGAUACAUGCCCCUUAAAAACAAUGAGUAAUUAUAUUAGGGCCACAUUUUAGUCAAUAUCAUGAGUCUGAGUAUGUCAUGUGGAUGAAUAAUUUUCUCCAAACCUACAUGUAAUACAUUUUUCUGGUUUUAUACUUCCUUUAAAAUGCAUAUAAAGUUCUUGUUUUUAUGAUAAACAUGCUAACAUGUUAAAUCAAAGGUAAAAUGCAAUUUUGUUUCUGCUAUGAGAUUGUUUUUAUAUUUAGAAUUUUGUUAGGAGGUAUUUUGAAAGUGUUUUGUCAAUAUUUAGGUGUAUUUUUGAUAAUUGAAUCAUGGGCAAAGGUAGGCAAAAUUCUGGAGGUUUCAGUAAUGUUUCCUUUGUCACAUAAAUAUAAUGUGACAAUAAACAGCAAAUUCUUCAUGUGUUUCUCAGAGUCUUUAUUUCAUUUUUGCAGUGGGUGUAUCACUGCAUAAAAAUAACCAGUGUAGCAACAAAACAUCAAGUCAGAUAUUAAAAUUGAGACAAAUACCAUUUCAUGAAAAACAUAAGCUAAUUUUGAAUUUGAUGGCAGCAACACAUCUCAAAAAAGUAGGGACAGGGCCAUGUUUGCCAUUGUGAGGCAUCCCCUCUUCUUUUAACAAUAGUAGGUAGAUGCCUGGGAAACGAACUCCUGGGUCUGUAUUGUGUUUUUUUUUUUGUUUGUUUGUUUUAAAGCACCACAUGUUUUCUAUUGAUGAAAGGUCCAGACAGCAGGUAGGCCUGUUUAGUACCUGGACUUUUUGACCGUGAAGCCAUACUGCUGUGAUUGAUGCAGUAUGUGGUUUAGUAUUGUCUUGCUGAAAUACGUCAGAUGUUCCCUGAAAGAGGCGUUGUCUGGAUGAGAGUAUAUGUUGCUCUUAAACCUCAAUUUACUUUCCAUCAUUGAUUGUUGUUAUUGCAGAUAUGUAAGCUGUCCAGACCAUAGGCACUAAUGCAACCCUAUACCCUCAUAGAUGCAGGCUUUUGAACUAUGGUGAUAAGCUGGAUGGUCCCUCUCCUCUUUAGUCUAAAUAGGGUUCACAAAUAAGUUUCAAAUUUUGAUUCGUCUGACCACAGAACAGUUUUACAUGCUGCCUCAUGACAAGAAGACGGUGGCAUUUCUGGAUCGUUUUCACAUAUGGCUUGUUCUUUGCAUGAUACAGCUUUAACUUUCAUCUGCAGAUGGCACGUUCCUGGAAGUGUUUCUGAGCCCAUGCAGCAAUUUCCAGUAUAGAAUCAUGCCUGUUUUUAAUGCAGUGCAGCCUGAGGGCCCAAAGGUGUGAGCAUUCAAUAAUGACUUCGGCUCUGUCCCUUGUGCACAGAUUUCUCCAAAUUCCCUGAAUCCUUUGAUGAUAUCAAGGACUGUAGAUCUGUAGAUGGUGUCUUUGUAAUUUUACAUCGGGGAACAAGUUUUUGAUGCAGCUUUUCACAGAUUAGUAAACCAUUGCCCAUCUUUACUUCUGAGAGACUCUACCUCUCUAAAAUGGCCAUAUUAUACACAGCCAUGUUACUGGCCUGUUGCCAAUUAACUUUAUUUACUGCAAAUUCUACCCCUGCUGUUUCAUUGGUACCACUUACUGUUCCAGCCUUUUGUUGAUCUGUCCCUUCUUUUUUGAGACGUGUUGCUAUUGUUAAAUUUAAAAUGAGCUACUAUUUUUCAUGAAGUGGUAUAAUGUCUCAAUGUCAAAAUGUGUUCAGGGCUCGACAGUGCGGGCGUUUCACUUGCAUUUGCGCCUAAAAAUAGGUGUGUGCGAACUGUAAAAAAAUAUUUAGGGGCACAUGUGCUCCUUGGGAAAAAAGUUAGCGUCAAGCCCUGGUGUUGUUCUUUGUGUUCUAUUGUGAAUAAAAUAUGGGUUUAAUAGA
Cheilinus undulatus (humphead wrasse) is the source of this 3783-nucleotide messenger RNA. Its product is annotated as GTPase IMAP family member 7-like. NCBI's taxonomy places the organism in Eukaryota, Metazoa, Chordata, Actinopteri, Labriformes, Labridae. Bases 79 to 1239 code for a protein of 386 amino acids. The transcript is spliced from 2 exons. The record is from RefSeq and is a predicted model, not a curated record. Gene Ontology annotation, molecular function: GTP binding.